Molecule: messenger RNA, 4224 nt
Organism: Gambusia affinis (western mosquitofish)
Lineage: Eukaryota; Metazoa; Chordata; Actinopteri; Cyprinodontiformes; Poeciliidae
Gene: cast
Product: calpastatin
Exons: 33
Coding region: 16-2865 (949 amino acids)
Cellular component (GO): cytoplasm
Molecular function (GO): calcium-dependent cysteine-type endopeptidase inhibitor activity
Source: RefSeq, a predicted model, not a curated record
CAGCUUUGGUCCCUCAUGGCGUACGCUGCGUACUGGAUGAGUCUUCAAGGAAGAGCAGCCGCUCCUCAUCUUGAAGUCCAUCAUAAUAGCAAAUCUUCAUUCUAUCCCUCUGCAGUGUCUCAUUAUGACAAGUCACAGUCAAGUCAGUCAACACCCAAACCGGCACCUCAGGUCUCUACUGGGAGCACCGCACAGUUUGAGAAGGCACCUUCAGGAUCCACCAUGACCACAAAGCCCGGGGUAGUUACCAUGGCAGCGGGCGGGGCCACAGGGAGUGGUGUGACAGCAGGAGCAGCUGCUAAAGCUGGAACUACAGGAAAGGAUUCGCCUAAAGCCAAACCAGAGGCGUCUCUGGGCUCUCAAGUCAAAGCCUCAGUCCAUUCUCCUGCUGCUGGAACGGCGGUCACCACAGCAGAGACCAAACCUAAAGACGCAGCUAAGAGCACAACUGGGACCACAACAGUCAAAGCCGAUGCCGUUAAAACGUCCAAGCCAGCUGCAGCAGCUGCGAGUGGAAAUGUUUCAGCUCAAGCGAAGAAGGAAGACACUAAGGCAGCACAAACAAAGGUGCAGGUGGAAGUUCCUCCCACGACGGCCAAAGCAGCAGCAGCCAAACAGCCUCCUGGCCCUGCAGAUGCAAAACCCAAGGAUGUUCCUAAACCGCUGAGCACAAAUGAGGCGCUGGAUUCCCUUUCGAUGGGUUUUACAUCCACUGCUCCAUCGGCGCCCAAGAAGCAGGAAAAAGUUGCUGCAGCUCCUGCAGCAGCUCCUCCUGCUGAUAAGAAACCCAGGAUGGACAAAACCUCCUCCUCUCUUCCCACCAAGGGUGAGCCGAUCCCUGAGGAUGCUCUCGGUGCUCUCGACGACAUGUUGGGACCAGCUGAACCAAAACCGGAACCUCCCAAACUCAGACCUGAAGAUGUCGUAAAGGAGGCAAACAUCAAGCCGGAGGUGGGUGUUCGCGUCGGAGAGAGGGAGGAUACGAUCCAUCCAGAUUACAGGUUUAAGAAGGAGGAGUUAAAAAAUCUGCCUGCUCCUAAACCUGAGCCGACUUUGGGAACCGGAGAAGCUUUGGACAUUUUAUCUGGAGACUUCACAACCCCGUCAGCAGCAACUAAAGUCCAGGCUCCGGUGGUCACGCCUUCAGCUGCUCCCGCUCAGAAAGCGCCCCCUGCUGUCAAGAAAGCGCAAACAGAAAAGGUUCCGGCUGACCUCUCUCUGGAAGCUGCUGUGUCCGCUGGCAGUGCUCAGAAAGUGGAGUCCUCUGGAGUUCCUCCUGUUUCUGGGAAGAAGCCUUCAGCAGGAAAAACUGGCGCCAUGGAUAAACCAAAGAGUGAUCAGGGCGGCAAAAUGUCUGCGGAUGCUCUCAGCGCUCUCGUUGACAUGCUGCCAGAAGACAAACCGGAACCAGAACCUCCCAAAGUUAAGCCUGAGGACAUCGUCUCGGAAGGCAAAAUAAAGCAGGAAAAGGGUGUGCGGGUCGGAGAGAGGGAGGACACACUUCCCCCGGGUUAUAGGUUUAACAAAGAAGAGCUCCAAAAGUUGCCCGCUCCAAAGCCAGAGCCCAAAAUUGGGACUGGGGAAGCUCUGGACUUUCUGUCUGGAGACUUCACGAGCUCGUCUUCAGCUGCUCCUGUCCAGGCUCCGGUUGUAAAACCCUCAGCUCCUCCAGCACAGGCAAAAGUGGAGGAUUUGGCUGCUUUGGAAAGUCUUGAUUUUGUCGCUCCAUCUAAGGCGUCCGGAGUCCACGCACCUGUUCCUCCCCCCGCAAAGAAAACUCCAGAGAAGACUGUUGGUCCAAUGGAGCAACAGCCCCAAGCUGUCCAGAAGAAACCAGAGCUACCAAAGGGGGACUCCAUCUCUCUGGACGCUCUCAGCGCUCUCAGCGACACGCUUCCAGAGGACAAGGCAAAACCCGAACCCCCCAAACUCCGACCUGAAGACAUCGUCUCGGUGGGCAAAAUCAAGAAAGAGGAGGGUGUGUUUGUGGGUGAAAGAGACGACACGCUGCCUCCAGAAUACAGGUUUAACAAGGAGGAACUUGAAGGCCCGUAUCCCAAACCUCAGCCCACCAUGGGAACCGGAGAGGCUCUGGACAUUUUGUCAGGAGAUUUCACAUCCUCCUCUGUAGCUCCCGUCAGCCAGGCUCCUGUCGGCCUCCCGUCUGCCCCUCCAGCACAGUCGUCUGAUGCCGCCCUGGAUGCCUUGGCGGGAGAUUUCGUUGCCUCCUCUGCAGCUCCGUCUGUAAAAUCUGCACCUUGCGCUGCGGCGGACGCCGGCAUACCGUUGCCGGCAAAAGCGGACAACGCCCUCGACGUUCUGUCCGACACGCUAAAGGACAUCGCCCCCGCUCCGCAGCCCGCCCCCGUUCCCGCCAAGGACGUCGUCAAGGAGAAAAAGAUCGUCGAAGAGAAGUUGAUUAAGAUGGGAGAAAGAGACGACACUCUGCCUCCGGAGUUUCGGCCAACUAAGGAAGAGCUGGAGAAACGACCAGUGGAUAAAGCUGCAGCAAAACCCAAGCAGAAGUCUAUGGAUGACCAAACCGCCUUGGACCUGCUGUCUGGGGAUUUCUCUGCUCCUCCCCAGGCCUCCGCUCCGGUCAACACGGCCACAACAAAACUGGAGCCUCCUGUGCUGGACGCAAAACCACAGAAGCCGAUGGAUGCUCCUGUCCUGGACUCCCUGGCUGACACACUGACCCCAGACGCCCUAAAGGCCAAAUCCAAAGCAGACAAGCCGAAGGGCAAGAGCAAGUCAAAGUCAAAGUCUAAAAAACAAGACGCCCAACCUGCCGCUGACGUGCUCUCGGCUCAGCUGAGCUCGGAUGUUGUGUCCACCUCUGCAACGAAGGGAGGCAAGAGAUAGUUCACUUGGUCGUGAGUGCAAUUCCUCCGCCAGACCGCAGGGACGGGGGAUCAGUGACGGAGCUGCUUUUCGGAAAUCGAUUCUAUUUUUCUAGCUCAUCAAGAAUGUAUGGUAGUUGACCGACACGGCGUAAAACACUUGCUCAAAAAAAAAAAAACACAAAAAAAAGAAACAAAAAAAGAAAAAUCCCCACACACAAACAUAUCUGCGAGCACCGACUUAUUUCUAAGUUAUCCGUUCAAAGACGUCAAAAAAACCUUUUUGGUUUCUGUCUUUGAGGGAGGGGGGGAGUGGAACUGAAAAGACUUUUCACAUCAAAAUGGGUCGAAAGAACGAGAGAGGCGAGACCAAGAGAGAAUGAAGAAACUGUUUGGAAACAAACGCAAGAAACCUUUAACUUUAAAGUCCUGCAUCUCAGCUGGCGUGACACCUGAACAUCGUGACGCAACACUUGCGUACGCUGAGGUUGUGUGGGAGCAGCACGGGGCGAGUGUUUUGUGUUGGGAUGUAGUCUUGAUGUACACGGAAAAAGCCAAGUUGCCUAUCGAGUUGUGGUUGUGAUGAUAUGGAGAACACUAGUGUACAGCUCUGUGUGUGUGUGUGUAUGUGUGUGUUUUAACCAGUGCGUCGUUUACAUGUGUAAUUAUGUGGAGGACUUCCAGGAGGUGUCGAGCUUAUUUCUGUAUCUCGGAGCUUUUUGCAAAUUCUUCUUCUGUUUCUGCAAACAAAUGUCUGAUUAGAGAAGGGUCUUUUAGUAUGUUUCUUAUUCUGGAAAAAAAAUAACUAAAAACGUUGGCAUUCACAAGUGUACUUAGUGAACUGAUACGUUUACAAUGUUUGUAAAAUGCUGUCGUUCAUAUGCUGUAAAAAGGAGGAAAAAAAAAGACUUUCUGCUCUUUUGAGAAAAACACUGUAUAAUUUACAGAGGAUUGCUUCUUUUUUUUUUUUUUUUCUAACCAAAUAAAUUAAAUAAAAGAAAAUGCAAACCUUAGAAUCGUUACGUUUGGCAUCAUUUGUGCCAAAACGUGAAAUUAAAGCCAACAUGAAAAGCCUCAUCAUCUAACAAUGCUUGUGACAAAAAAAUAAAUAAAUACAAAUCAGGAACAAAAACCAAAACUGGUCCAAUGGUAAUGUGCAUCAUUAGAGCUGUAAGGAACAGAAUCUCCUUAAAUGCAGCUUUUUCUUCUCCUGUGGGUUUUUCUGAGUGCUGUUGAAGCAGCCCGCUUCCUCUCGACUCCAGUGGGUUUUAAAGCGAAUGUCUUUGUCUCAAAUGUUGUCAUUUCACAGAUUCUCAAGAGUUUUUCUGUGGGGAAAAAUACUAUCAAAUAAAGAAAAUGAAAAACGCAGCACGCGAGAAAA